Molecule: messenger RNA, 2010 nt
Organism: Chrysochloris asiatica (Cape golden mole)
Lineage: Eukaryota; Metazoa; Chordata; Mammalia; Afrosoricida; Chrysochloridae
Gene: GTPBP1
Product: GTP binding protein 1
Exons: 12
Coding region: 1-2010 (669 amino acids)
Biological process (GO): translational elongation
Molecular function (GO): GTPase activity; GTP binding; translation elongation factor activity
Source: RefSeq, a predicted model, not a curated record
AUGGCGGCGGAGCGGAGUCGCUCCCCGAUGGACUCGCCGGUUCCAGCCUCUAUGUUCGCCCCCGAGCCCAGCUUUCCGGGGGCAGCCAGAGCUACGGCGGCUGCCGCACGGCUCCACAGCGACUUCGACUCAGACUGCAGCGAGGAAGGCGAGGCUCUCAACGGCGAGCCGGAGCUGGACCUUACCAGCAAGCUGGUUCUAGUGAGCCCUACAUCAGAGCAGUAUGACAGCCUACUUCGGCAGAUGUGGGAGAGGAUGGACGAGGGAUGCGGAGAGACCAUAUAUGUCAUUGGGCAGGGAUCAGAUGGGACCGAGUACGGGCUGACUGAAGCUGACAUGGAGGCCUCCUACGCCACUGUGAAGAGCAUGGCUGAGCAGAUUGAGGCCGAUGUCAUCCUUCUGCGGGAACGGCAAGAAGCUGGUGGCCGUGUGCGGGAUUACCUGGUCCGGAAACGAGUAGGAGACAACGACUUCCUGGAGGUCAGGGUAGCAGUCGUGGGCAACGUGGACGCCGGCAAAAGUACCCUUCUGGGCGUCCUGACUCACGGGGAGCUGGACAAUGGCCGAGGCUUUGCCCGCCAGAAACUCUUCCGCCACAAGCAUGAGAUUGAAUCUGGUCGUACCAGCAGUGUGGGCAACGACAUUCUGGGCUUUGACAGUGAAGGCAAUGUGGUGAACAAACCAGACAGCCAUGGGGGCAGCCUUGAGUGGACAAAGAUCUGCGAGAAGUCCACAAAGGUCAUUACCUUCAUCGACUUGGCUGGUCAUGAGAAAUACCUGAAGACCACUGUCUUUGGCAUGACUGGCCAUUUACCUGACUUCUGCAUGCUCAUGGUGGGCAGCAAUGCUGGCAUUGUGGGAAUGACGAAGGAGCAUCUGGGCUUGGCCUUGGCACUCAAUGUGCCCGUCUUUGUGGUGGUCACCAAGAUUGACAUGUGUCCUGCCAACAUCCUGCAAGAAACCCUGAAGCUGUUACAACGCCUGUUGAAGUCCCCUGGGUGCCGGAAGAUCCCCGUGCUGGUACAGAGCAAGGACGACGUGAUUGUCAUGGCCUCCAACUUCAGCUCGGAGAGGAUGUGCCCGAUAUUCCAGAUUUCCAACGUUACAGGAGAGAACCUCGAUCUGCUCAAGAUGUUCCUCAACCUCCUCUCCCCCCGCACCAGCUACCGGGAGGAAGAGCCCGCCGAGUUUCAGAUCGAUGACACCUACUCUGUCCCGGGUGUAGGGACGGUGGUGUCGGGGACAACACUGAGGGGCUUGAUCAAAUUGAAUGACACGCUGCUGCUGGGCCCAGACCCCCUGGGGAACUUCCUGUCCAUAGCUGUCAAAUCGAUCCAUCGCAAGCGCAUGCCUGUCAAGGAGGUGCGGGGCGGCCAGACAGCCUCCUUCGCACUGAAGAAGAUCAAGCGCUCGUCCAUCCGGAAGGGCAUGGUGAUGGUUUCCCCACGCUUGAAUCCCCAAGCAUCCUGGGAGUUUGAGGCGGAGAUUCUCGUCCUUCACCACCCCACCACUAUUAGCCCCCGCUACCAGGCCAUGGUGCACUGCGGGAGCAUUAGGCAGACGGCCACCAUUCUGAGUAUGGACAAGGACUGUCUGCGCACUGGGGACAAGGCCACCGUGCACUUCCGCUUCAUCAAGACCCCCGAGUACCUUCACAUAGACCAACGGCUGGUCUUCCGGGAAGGCCGCACCAAGGCUGUGGGCACUAUCACCAAGCUCCUUCAGACCACCAACAACUCCCCGAUGAACUCCAAGCCCCAGCAGAUUAAAAUGCAGUCGACGAAAAAGGGCCCCCUGAGCAAACGAGAAGAGGGGGGCCCCUCCAGCGGGCUGGCAGCCGGGGCACUGCCCCCUGGAGACGAGGCUGCCUCCCUAGGGGCUGCACAGCCGUCUGCAGCCAGCCGUCUCCAGCCACAGCCCAAGCCCAGCAGUGGGGGCCGGCGACGGGGAGGCCAGAGGCAUAAGGUCAAGUCCCAGGGAGCCUGCGUGACCCCUGCCAGCGGCUGCUGA